UCUUCGAGUUUCGAUCGUGGCUAACGCACCUGCGCGCGGAUCGUCUACGAUCGUAUGGGAAAAGUGAACUGCAUUUAAAUUCAAAUCAACUAAGAGAAAAUAAAAAUUCCAUAAAUUUUUACACAAAUUCAUCUACGAAAUUGCGCAUUAAAAAACAAAGUUAAAGUGCCACUUAAAAAACACAGGUUCUACUUUGAAAAACAAAAAACAAUGCUGAAUGCUUAAAAAAGUACAAAACAAGUAAGCAUAAAGUUGUUCAAAAAAACUACUUGGAUACUUGAGGCCGCAAAGAUAGAGCUGAAAGAGCCCCAGGCUUUCUUCUGUUUAACCCACAGUUCCAACGGAAUGUGAAGAGGAGUCUCCUCCACGAAAAUGCCCACGGAAAGCUCAGCCAGCGAGAUCUCCGGCGGAGGAGGAGGUGGCGGUGGUGCCAUACCCAUGAUGCGACCUUCCCGAAUGGAUCAGUUCAUGACCUCGAUGGCGGCGGCUGCGGCUGCGGUGGGUGGUGGUGGUGCGGUGGCGGACAGAAAUGGUGGUGGAUCGGGAGGAUCGGAUGGUGGCUCCCAGAAUGGCGGCGAUUCGCGCAAUUCAUCGGCCAGCCGGAUCUCGGCAUAUGAAACACAGCUGGCCUAUCAGCAGCAUUUGGCCGGACUGCAGCCACCGCCGCACCACCGUGAGAUCUCCGCCUUCGUGCCCGUCUUGCCCACCGGCAAAGUCCGCCCGGGCAGUAAUUCCAACUACGAAAUCAUUGCCAUGAUGGCGGACAAGCGAAAGGAGUUGGCCCUGAGGGAGGCGGCUGCGGCGGCUGCCAUGUUGGGCAGAGGUCCUGGCGGACCAGGAGGUCCUGGUGUGCCACCGCCGGGUGUUUUAUACGGACCCGCUGGCGUCCCACCGCCGCCAUAUCUCACUGGACCGGGUCCGUCGCCCACCGGAGCCGGCAGUUUUCCAUUUCCCCCGGCCGCCGCCGCCGCAGCACUUUUUCCACCCGGCUUGGGUCCUGGCAUGCACGCCGGGCUCGACCGGCGUCUGCUCAGAGCGCCGGGCCGCGCUUCACGGCCCAAAAAGCAAUUCAUCUGCAAGUUCUGCAACCGACAGUUCACCAAGUCGUACAAUCUGCUCAUCCACGAGCGGACGCACACCGACGAGCGGCCCUACUCCUGUGAUAUCUGCGGCAAGGCGUUCCGGCGACAGGAUCACCUCAGGGAUCACAGGUACAUCCACUCCAAGGAGAAACCCUUCAAAUGCACGGAAUGCGGCAAGGGCUUCUGCCAAUCGAGGACUUUGGCUGUCCACAAGAUCCUGCACAUGGAGGAGUCGCCACACAAGUGUCCCGUAUGCAGUCGAUCCUUCAAUCAGCGCUCCAACCUAAAAACCCAUCUGCUCACCCACACGGACCACAAACCCUACGAGUGUUCGUCGUGCGGCAAAGUUUUCCGUCGCAAUUGCGAUCUGCGACGCCAUGCCCUGACCCAUGCAGUGGGUGAGGUGAAUUCCGGUGAUUUUGUGGAUGUCGGCGAGGAAGAUGAGGCCCGAAAUUUGAGUGGUGACGAAGAGGACUCGCUGCUGGAGGUGGAUUCGCCACGCCAAUCGCCAGUGCACAAUUUGGGUGCAGCGGAAAAGUCGGAAAGCGAAAGAAUGCGACUGAAGCGUAAGGCGGUUGUGGAUCAGGAGGAGAGUGAAGAGGAAUUCGACGAGUUCGAUGAGGAAGAGGAGCUGCCGGACAUGCCACAAGCUCAUGAACUGGCCAGUAGGGAGGAUGAGGAGGACUUUGCCGAGGCCGAGGACGAGGAACAGGCGGAGGUGGCUCUGGUGGCUCGAUUCCAAGCGGGCAGGGCAGCAGCAGCAGCAGCCUCAACGUCUCUGCCCCCAACUUCUACAGUGGGUCUGGGUCUGGGUUUGGCCAUUGGCAAGCCGGAACGCCAGGGCGUUACCCAUUGUCAUCAUGAGGGUGGCGAGACCUACACAAUGCGACCACAUGGCGAAAAGCAGCUGGAAGAGAUGGCAAACCCUGGCAUUUUGAGCCUGCCUAUGCCAGCAUCCUUUGUGCGAUAUCCACCAGCUGGAGCACCACCAACUGCAGCACCACCACCCAGCCAUCACCCCGCCCAGGGGCAUCCCCACUUACUGCCACCCAACGGAGAUCCCUAUUUACCCAUUCUCCAUGUUCGACGCGAUUUGCACCACAAGAGUUUGAACCUUUCGAAGGGUGCACCCGCACCCACGCCACCCACUAUAAUCACCCAAUCGGAAGCGAGUAAGCCACCCAAUCAACCUUUGCAUUCACCACACGAGGCCAUGCCCAGUUUUUUGGGCUCGAUUCCCAUGCGCAAGAGGAUCCUGCCAGCACCCGCUUUGGACUUAAUGGAUCCCCACCACUUGGGUCAGAGGUCGUUCGUGGAUAAUCCCAGUUUAUACGCACUGAAUAUGUCGCGACAUCCACCCAGGCAACUUUUGGUUAAGCCACCGAGUACAGAGACUGGUGGAGCGAGCAGUGAAAAGGCAGCAGCAACCACAGGGGGACCUCCUGUGACAGCACCAGCCAUAGCGCCGCCACCACCACUACCUGCACCACCCAGAAGAACGGGCUUCAGCAUUGAGGAUAUAAUGAGACGUUAGAAGUUCUAUCGUAAUAAAAAAAAACAUCAAUUUGUAAUUGAAAUACAACAACAUUAACUAUAAAACUAUUUAUCAGAAAUAUCUAGGCAUUUGAAAGUUGUAUUGCCUACUUUCGGGCAGCAUUCCAGAUUUUUUAUUUUUUAUUUUAAAUAAACAUUAACAUUUCAAGUAAAAAAAUAAAAAAAUCCCCAAAUUACUACAUUCCAUGUAAAGAUAACUAUUUGUCAAAAGUAUUGCGUAAUUUCAAAUCACUUGAAAAGAGUAAUUGCACUUCAGGAGGUUAUAAAUAACCACCAUCCCUAAAACUUUUAAAUUUGUUUAAAGAUCUAGUUUUGCUAUUUUCAAAACUCUGAUCAGGUGUAAUUUGCUUGAAAUCUGAAAUGUUAAUACGCCAAUUUCCAUCGAAAUGGAAUUGAAAAUCUGCGCUUUUACAAAAAAAAACAAAACAAAACAAAAAAUUGUUCCCAAUGGCCAAACGAGGGUAAUUCCCCAUUUGGACCCACAAGCACGUUAAACAUUAAUUUAGUGCUACGUUUUAGUACAUUUUAGUACAAUGUCUAGGCAAGGCAAUAAGCCUAAACUUAGAAUUAAGUACAGUUACUAUCCCCUAUAAGCGAUAAUUGUUGCAUUUUAUAGAACAUAGCUUAAAUCUACCCAUUUUAAAGUGUAAGCCUGUAGUACGAGAGAGUCUAUCGAUUAGUUUUUUAUGCGUGGCCCAACACUAAGUGUUGCUGUUUGAGUGAAUUCCAAGUUUUUAUUUAUGUUUCCCUAUCCGGUAAGCUAAUCUUAAUGAGUAAACAAAAUCGUAAAUCGAUUUUGCUGUAGGGAAAAAAAUGGUUGAAAGUAAAAGUUAUGUGUAAGACAGAGGAGCAUUAAACGAAAUCAAAACUACAAGCAACAUUCCAGUUGAACCUAUAAUGUAAUGUAGGCAUAUUUUUUAAGAGUUUUUGUAGUAGUUUAUGUAAGCAGUCCCCAUAGCAUUCCAUGGUCUUCCUUGAAUUUUAAAUGAUUUUAUUCAAACCAUAGCGAGUUAGUUUAUUUCAAAUAAAGUUUGCAUUAAUAUUGAA
This is a messenger RNA of Drosophila elegans, 3683 nucleotides long. It is a transcript of the gene bowl, whose product is annotated as protein bowel. Gene Ontology annotation, molecular function: DNA-binding transcription factor activity, RNA polymerase II-specific; RNA polymerase II transcription regulatory region sequence-specific DNA binding. The record is from RefSeq and is a predicted model, not a curated record. NCBI's taxonomy places the organism in Eukaryota, Metazoa, Arthropoda, Insecta, Diptera, Drosophilidae. Gene Ontology annotation, biological process: embryonic hindgut morphogenesis; regulation of transcription by RNA polymerase II; embryo development. Gene Ontology annotation, cellular component: nucleus.